Chironomus riparius is the source of this 712-nucleotide messenger RNA. The record is from the annotation of a GenBank genome assembly. Lineage: Eukaryota; Metazoa; Arthropoda; Insecta; Diptera; Chironomidae.
UUAUAAAGAUGAAAGUUAUCGCUUUUGGAUUAUUGGCUUUUGCCACAAUCGCUCAAUCCUCAGUUGUUCCAUUAUAUAGAACUGUCGUUCCAAUCUCAUCCACAACAUUAAUAAGAAAUCCAUCACUCGAUUCAGCUGUUAUUAAUAGCGAACGUCUUGACUCAUCAUUCAGCUACAACACUGUCGAAAAUCAUGCAUACACACCUUAUAUCAAUACUCCUGUUGUCUACCAAAGUGUUCCACAAUGGAAUGUAGUUCCUCAAUAUCCAGUCGUCUACUCACACUACCCAACACAAUCAGUAUAUCCAACACAAUCCGUGUAUCCAAUCUAUAACUACGUUCCUCAAUACAAUCCAGCUACUCCAACUCUUCCUCAACCAGGACAGCCACCAAUUGAAGUUGAAGAUCCAGCAGACAAUGCCACAAAUGACUUAAAGGAAGACCCAAAUAACGAUAAUGUCGAUGACGACGAUACAGUUGAGAUUAAUUCAGCAUAAAAAGUUCUAGUUCUUUGAAUGAGUCAGUGUUGGCUGUUGAUUGAACCAGGCUGAAAAAGUCAGCAAAAAAUCCAACCAACCGCUAAACUCUGACCUUAAAAAUUGAAAGUUUGGACCAAAAACAAUUUUGGACUCUUCUCAAAAAAAUUUCAUCAUGACUCAAUCUGACUUAUUUUGUUUUAUGGAUUAUUUUUCUACCUGUUUACUGAAUAAAA